Enterobius vermicularis (human pinworm) is the source of this 816-nucleotide messenger RNA. Lineage: Eukaryota; Metazoa; Nematoda; Chromadorea; Rhabditida; Oxyuridae. The record is from the annotation of a GenBank genome assembly.
AUGCUUUUGCCAUUACACCUGAGUUUGGCAACAACAAUAUCGUUAUCGUAUGUUGGAUUUUUGUACGCAUUUGACUACAAUGGAACGGAUCGCAAUCAUCCGAAAAGUAUCAAACGACGAUUUUGCGGUGCUGUGGUAUGCAAUCUGAUUAGCAUUUUAACCACCUAUAUCCUAUUGGCUCAGCACCAUGCACAACCUCUUGCUGUUAUGGGCCUUCACACUAGAGGCAUGUACGCUGCCUUUAUAUUCUCUUUACUACUUACCUCUUGUUGUUAUCUCGGUAACUGGGUAAUGCUGUGGUAUGACGGACAAAUUGAAGCUUAUUUUGAUUUUACUGAAUGGAGAAUCAGUUUCACAUCUCUUCCUUGGUUUCGUGAUAACGUUAUGGCCCCUAUUACGGAAGAAUUGGCUUUUCGAGCCUGCGCUGCAUCACUGAUUCGAGAAGUGUUUUCUCCUCUCUUUACUAUUGCAGUAGCUCCUUUACCCUUUUCACUGAGCCAUUUCCAUCAUGUGUUUGACGAUGCUAAAAAAGGCAGCGAUAUAUGGAGUGCCAUGCGACGUCGAGCAUUUCAAGCUCUAUAUUCAUACGUUUUUGGAUGUUACGCUACCUUUUUAUUUGUACGUACAGAAAAUAUAAUAUCGGCUAUAGUGAGUCAUUCGAUAUGUAAUGGUAUGGGCCUACCUAUGUUCAAUUACAUAGAACAGUAUCAAAGCCGUUUAACUCGCGUGGUUUUAUGGAGCUCUCAUAUUACUGGUUUUUGUAUUUUUCUCCUCCUUUUGAUGCCCUUGACAGAGCCGUAUCUGUACACGGCUUAA